Molecule: messenger RNA, 387 nt
Organism: Thalassophryne amazonica
Lineage: Eukaryota; Metazoa; Chordata; Actinopteri; Batrachoidiformes; Batrachoididae
Product: microphthalmia-associated transcription factor-like
Exons: 5
Coding region: 1-387 (128 amino acids)
Biological process (GO): melanocyte differentiation; regulation of transcription by RNA polymerase II
Cellular component (GO): nucleus
Molecular function (GO): DNA-binding transcription factor activity, RNA polymerase II-specific; protein dimerization activity; RNA polymerase II cis-regulatory region sequence-specific DNA binding
Source: RefSeq, a predicted model, not a curated record
AUGUGUGAGGGUACAGUGGUGUGUUCUCUGCAGAUUCUUGUCCCUGCUAACCCCAUGGACAUGUACGGUAAUCAGGGAAUGCCCCAGCAAGGUCUGCCCAUCAGCAACUCCUGCCCCGCCAACCUGUCCAACAUCAAAAGGGAAUACUCCGUCUCACAAUCACCAGCCAUCAUGCACAUGCUGGAUAAAUCUGGAUCCUGUGGCAAAUUUGACAACUAUCAACGGCCUGAAGGCUUCCCAGUGGAGGCUGAAGUGAGAGCUCUGGCAAAGGAAAGACAGAAGAAGGAUAACCACAAUUUGAUUGAGAGAAGACGACGGUUUAACAUCAACGAUCGAAUCAAAGAAUUGGGGACCUUAAUUCCCCAAUUAAGUCGAAUGACCCGAUGA